Hylaeus volcanicus is the source of this 6582-nucleotide messenger RNA. RefSeq names its product CD109 antigen (gene Mcr). Lineage: Eukaryota; Metazoa; Arthropoda; Insecta; Hymenoptera; Colletidae. Gene Ontology annotation, cellular component: extracellular region. The transcript is spliced from 6 exons. Gene Ontology annotation, molecular function: protein binding; endopeptidase inhibitor activity. The coding region runs from base 270 to 5156 and encodes 1628 amino acids. The record is from RefSeq and is a predicted model, not a curated record.
AGUACGCUACUCUAUGGUAUACCCUCCAUCCCCACUACCCUCGCAAAACGCGUAUAUGUUACUUUCUGAAUCAAAUAGUGGAGUAUAUUCGGGCGACCACUCCUUCCAAUCAUGACUAUUUUUCUAAGGUGCAUUUAACGAGCCCAAAGUCGUUUUUUUUUCUUUUUCUACAGAACGUUGUUCAAGCGUUUAAAUGCGUAAGUGUUUAGGAGUAGUAAUCGAUCGUGAUAUGAGGAUUUGAUGUGAAAAAACACUAAUUGUUCGAGAAAAUGUGGAUCUGCAUCUUGGCGUUAACCUUUGCCUGCGCGAACGGUCAGUUCUCGCAGGAACCAAACGAAUCGACGCGUUCCCCUUGGAAUCGAUUGGAGGACAGAGAUCAAUCUGGAUACGGAUUACGAAACGUUGGGAGCCUUGGAAAUCCAACCGACAGUAUUAUAAUAAAAGAGGCUACAUAUUUCGUGGUCGCGUCUCGAAUGGUCAGACCUGGUAAAACUUACCGGCUAGCUGUAAAUGUCUUGUACAGUCCAUUGCCUAUGACGGUGCACGCGUCCAUUCAAAGAAACGGCGCAGAAAUCGCUGCGGACUAUCAAGAAGUAAAGGAAGGUAUACCUGAAACUCUGAUGAUGAGAAUGCCACCUACAUCUGUCGGAGGAGAGUAUAAGCUGCGAGUUGAAGGAAUGUACAAUAGUUUGACCGGUGGUCAAGCAUUUGCAAACGAGACCAAACUCGUGUUCUCUCAAAGAUCUAUGACUAUCUUCAUUCAGUUGGACAAACCUGUAUAUAUGCAGGGAGAAACUGUACGAUUUAGAACUAUACCCAUAAAUACCGAACUUAAGGCAUUCAAUAAUCCCAUUGACGUGUACAUGUUAGAUCCAUAUAGAAGAAUAAUGAGACGCUGGCUUAGCAGACAAAGCAACUUAGGAACCGUAUCUUUGUCGUAUCAACUCUCCGAUCAGCCCGUUUACGGAGAGUGGAUUAUACAAGUCAUAGCGCAAGGUCAAGUGGAAGAGAAGACCUUUUUGAUAGAGGAAUAUUAUCAAACGCGUUUCGAAGUAAACGUUACGAUGCCAGCAUUUUUCUUCGACAACGACCCUUACAUAUACGGCACAGUCCAAGCGAAUUAUACCAGCGGCGCGCCAGUUAGAGGAAACUUGACGCUAAAAGCAAGCUUCAGAUCUUUAGAUAGAAUACAUUCGGAAGCUGCUCAAGAAUCUAUCGAUAGGUAUUUUUACUUCGAUGAAUAUUAUCCAUCUUGGUUAAAAAUACCUUCGUUGUACGACAAUAAAAUUCCCACGUUGAGAUUUUUCAAUGGAACGUAUCAUUUUCGAUAUCCAAUGUCGGAACUAUUAACUUUUGCACCUUCCGCGUACGGUGUGGAAGUGACUGUGGUCGCAACCGUUGGGGAGAGAUUUUUAGAAGAGAUAAUUACAGGAUAUUCAACGGCUCGAAUUUUUAAUUCUACUACAAAAGUCCGAUUUUUAGGUGGCACGCCACAAGUCUUUAAGCCAUCGAUGCCGUUUCCUCUGAAUUUAGUGGCAUCGUUUCACGAUAAUUCCGUGUUAAGACCGACGCAACUAAAGGGAGCGAUAAUGGAAAUACGCGCAGAUAUCGAAAUGAGAUCGGGUGGUCGUCGAUCUAUGGAUGUUCGAUAUUUAAAUGCUUCUACAGAGAACGCAGGCGUUUGGUCUACAACGAUCGAUCUAAGAAAACAACUAGGACUCGAACACAAUUCAGAACAAUCUCAGCACAUUCUCAACGACAUCUCUUCUAUGAGAGUGUACGCUUAUCUUACGGAUGGAGAAGGUUUUAGAACGCAGACCGAACUAUUGUUGUUAGCCCACGAAUCACCGAAUCAACAACAUAUAAAGAUCUCGACGUCUACGGAAAAACCUAAAGUUGGAGAAUACAUGAUAUUUCACGUUCAAACAAAUUUCUAUAUCGAUACAUUUAACUAUAUUAUAAUGGCGAAGGGCAUUAUACUUUUAACUGGACAAGAUACUAUGCAACACAACAUAAAAACUUUUGCUGUUCCUCUCAGUGCAGAAAUGGCUCCUGUCUCGACUAUAGUGAUAUACCACAUCGGACAAUACGCUAAUGUCGUAGCGGAUUCGCUGACAUUUUCUGUGAACGGCAUUUCGCGUAAUAACUUCACCGUAUACAUUAACAACAAAAAAGCAAGAACAGGUGAAAAUGUUGAAGUAGCUAUUUACGGGGAACCAGGAUCGUACGUCGCUCUUUCUGGCAUAGAUCGGUCCUUCUUCACCAUGCAAGCUGGAAACGAGAUAACAUACUCUAACGUUAUUACGAAAAUGGCACAUUUCGAUGAAGCAACGAAUGGCACUCACUCUCACACUUGGUUGUAUCACGAUGGUGAUCCAGACGAGGUUGUCUACUACCCAUCCUCGACGUUUGGUAUCGACGCUAACAGAACCUUCGAAUACGUUGGAUUGGUUGUUUUCACGGAUGCUUUCGUUUACAGAAGACCAGAUAAUUGUAAUCAGACGCUGGGAUACGGAGAAUGCCUCUCUGGAAGAUGUUACAGAUUAGACAAAAAAUGCGACGGAAUAUUUGAUUGCGAGGAUGGUACAGACGAAGCGGUUUGCGAGCACAGAAACGCCACUGAUAUAGCUAUGUUUCGAAAGUGGCGAUCUAAUAGGAUACAAAGACAAUACGAAAAUGUCUGGCUGUGGAAGGACAUUAAUAUUGGCCCGCAUGGUAGAUAUAUUUUUAACAUAGACGUGCCACGAAGACCGGUUCAUUGGAUGGUCACGGCGUUCAGUAUGUCUCCGAGUAUGGGUUUUGGCAUGUUACCGAAAGCUAUCAAAUACAUGGGAAUCUUACCAUUUUAUAUCAACGUCGAAAUGCCUACUCGUAGCAGGCAAGGAGAACAAAUCGGUAUCCGAGUUUCUGUCUUCAAUUACAUGCGCCACAAUAUAGAAGCCAUUGUAGUUUUGGAUGGUUCCAAGGAUUAUAAAUUCGUUCACGUCGAAGAUAACGGAAUCGUGCAAUCGUACAAACCUCGCACAUCGUUUGGUCAACAUGAAUUUAUUAUUUGGAUUCCUGCUCAGGAUGCUUCCAUCGUUUAUUUACCUAUUGUACCAGUGAGGCUUGGAGACAUAAAAGUACACAUUUACGCGACGACUGUAAUUGGAAGAGAUUCGGUUACACGCAAUUUACACGUAGAAGCUGACGGUGUUCCUCAGUAUCGACAUCAGUCUAUUCUUCUUGAUUUGAGCAAUCGUGCCUAUGUAUUCCAGUAUAUGCACGUUAACGUCACAGAAACUCCGAUCAUACCGUACGACGAAAAUCGUUACUACGUAUUUGGAUCAAACAAGGCAGUGAUAAGCGUAGUCGGAGAUGUAGUUGGGCCAAUCUUUCCAACGAUGCCUGUUAACGCCACCAGUCUCAUAAAUCUUCCCAUGGAUUGCGCGGAGCAAAACAUGUUCAGUUUCGCGGCUAACUUGUACACUGUGCUCUACAUGCGUUUGGUAAACCAACGUAACAGAACACAGGAGAAGGAGAGUUUCUAUUACAUGAACAUCGGUUAUCAGCGGCAGCUUUCAUUCAUGAAUCCUGAUGGAUCGUUCAGUUUGUUCCGUAGCGAUUGGAAUCAAUCUACGCCUAGCGUCUGGUUGACGGCGUAUUGCGCUCGUGUUCUACAAGAGGCUCGUUUCUAUGAAUGGGAGAACUUUUUGUACGUAGAUCCAGAAGUGAUAGCUCAUGCUGUGUCGUGGUUGCUGAAACAUCAAACACGCGAGGGAUCGUUUUACGAAGUAACGUGGCUGCCUGAUCGAAAAAUGAACAGCUCUCUAAAUUACGACAACGACCUGAUAGUACACAGAAAUAUCACUCUCACGGCUCAUGUCCUCAUUACGCUGCAAAGCGUCAAGGAUUUACCUGAGGGUUUGGGUACACAGGUCGCUGUGAGCGCUGCCAAUGCGGUGAAAUGGUUGGAAAUAAAUUUGAAGCUUCUGGAAGAUCGCGGAAGACCCUACGAUAUAGCGAUAGUAUCUUACGCUCUGCUGUUAGCGAAAGCUUCCAUCGCGGGUCAGGCUUUCAAUAUUUUGUCUAGACACGCGCGCGUAGAAGGAGGUUUAACUUAUUGGGGAAGGGAGCAGGUGCCUCUUCCACCGUACAAGCUAGAGAAUCAGAAACCAUUCCUUCUUCCGCGUUUGCCAUACAAAUACGACUCUGAGAAUAUCGAAACCACCGCGUACGCUCUUCUUGUGCAUGUUGCACGACAAGAGACUAUGAUAGAACCUAUAGUAAAGUGGCUAAACGCGCAGAGAUUAACGGAUGGCGGUUGGGCUUCUACGCAGGACACUGCAUGGGCGUUGAAGGCUUUGAUGGAUUAUACGGUUAGAUCGAGAAUCAGGGACGUUAGCUCUUUGACUGUAACCGUGGAAGCUACAGCUCUUCCAGGACAAACUAAAACGUUAACCGUUAACGACCAUAAUCUGGCAAGGCUUCAAACGAUCGAGAUACCGGAAGCAUGGGGAACGGUGAAAGUACAAGCAAAAGGUGCUGGAUACGCGAUUUUGCAAAUGUCGGUACAAUACAACGUAGACAUUGCCAAAUUCCAAACGCAACCACCGGUCAAAUCCUUCGAUUUAAUCACCAGAGCAAACUUCCACGGCAGAAAUCAGUCUCACAUUUCGUAUCUCAGUUGUCAAAAAUGGACAAACACGAAUGAAUCGUCGCGCUCCGGAAUGGCAGUGUUGGACGUAGCCAUACCAACGGGUUACAUAAUUCAGCAACAAACCUUGGACAGAUACAUACGCUCUAAACAAGUGAGAAACCUUCAGAGAGCACGGUUUCAAGAUAAGAAGGUUCUCUUUUACUUUGAUUACCUGGAUCAAGAGGAAACAUGCGUAAAUUUCACGAUAGAAAGAUGGUACCCGGUUGCAAACAUGUCGCGGUACCUUCCUAUCAGAGUCUACGAUUAUUAUUCGCCAGAACGUUUCAACGAAACGAUAUUCGACGCUCUACCCACGUACACAUUGAAUAUAUGCGAGGUAUGUGGUAGCUCUCAGUGUCCGUAUUGUUCAAUAUAUAAUGCGGCCACGUUGUUAGCCACGCCAAGUAUCCUGCUCGCGAUAUCAUUUCUGGUUGUCGUGACGAGAUAUUUUCGAACGCAAGAGUUUAGUGUGGGUUAGUUGUACAAUUUAACGUAAAAAUUUUUAAACAAAAAAAGAGAGGUGAAUGCUUCUGUUUCGCGGUUUACGUUUCACUCGACAUUGCCAUGUUUUCUCUACUCGAAUCUCGUAAUGCCGUCCGUAAAUUUAUUAAAGAAUAUGAUUAUUAUUAUUAUAUAGGAAGAACGAUAUAAUCGUGGAUGAAAUAUUUUGGUGCGGAGCUGGAAUAGUAUCUACAUAAAAUGCAGGCGUAUGUAGUAGAAAUUUCCAAAGUUCCAGCUACUUAUACUUUUAACUUUGUUCUCAUCGUAACGUUUUAUCGGGCUAGUUGCGACCGAAAUCCGUCCAUUUAACAUUUGUUAUAAUGUAUAUCGAAAAUUUUAUAUUUAGCACAGAAAUGUAGAUGCAUAUUUUUUAUACAUUUUUAAACUAAACCAUUCUCAAUAUAUUACGUAAUCUAGCGUUGUUAGUCGACAAGUUACGAUUUAUUCAGAUGUUUUCAGCCAUUCAACGGUUCAAAACAAUUUAUGCAGUCGAAGCAGCGUGUUCUAGGAGGCAAAGAUUCUCAAGUACAAAUGAAACUUAGUCGAGACCGAAUUUUCUGCGAUAAGUGUGUCACGCCAAAAAGAAAACCUUCUAUAGCCCUUCUUAGUACUUACGAAUGAAAAGAAUAUCCGAAAGGAAUUUACAAAAACUUUUGGUAACUCGUGUUAGAAAAUGCCACCUUUCUUAUUUUCUUAUUGGUUCUGGCUGGUAAUAUGUAAAUAGUAGGUUAGAAAGAAUUUUCGACAUUAACGUUGUUUUAGCACAUACUCGAGCCACGUUUUGAAGAGAAAAACACGUGGAAGAUUGCGAGGCAUUUGUUCAAAUGUCUUUGCCUCUACAAACAAGACUCGUAUUCUUUUGUAUAGUUAUUUGCCUGUUCGAACAUCAAAGAUCUAUUUUAGUAACAUAGCAUUUAUUAUAAGAUUACAAUAUUAACUCGUAAGUUUCAUAAAAAUGUUGUAUGACUGAUAAUUUGAAGAUACGCGAUAAAAGUUCAAAUCAAUUGAGAUUCGUUUACCAAAAGACUCUGGAAGAUUUUGUUUUCCAACAUUUGAUAAAGUUAGGAGUUUCGUCGUUAGAAAAAUUGAUGUCUAACGAGACUCUUAAAGAAAUUGUAAAUUUUCAAACAGAGUCGUAAUUCAUACAACUAUAGUAUACCGUCCACGAAAAAGUCUGCUUUAUAGUAAUUAUUAAUAACUCUUUUAAUGCCCGAACACGUACAGCAACGAUUUUUACCUAAUCAUUCCAUAGUAUUAGGUCCGUAAUAUCGACGAUGGAUGAAAUUUUUAUUCGAAAGUAACAUAUCUAUGCACAUGUUAAAUUAUUCGUAAUCUUAAUCUUUGUAAAAAGCUGAUUCUCGCUUGUGCGAUCCGUCCAGAAUAUACUUAAAAUAUAUUAUCGA